Molecule: messenger RNA, 477 nt
Organism: Venustampulla echinocandica
Lineage: Eukaryota; Fungi; Ascomycota; Leotiomycetes; Helotiales; Pleuroascaceae
Exons: 3
Coding region: 1-477 (158 amino acids)
Source: RefSeq, a predicted model, not a curated record
AUGACACUCAUAUUAACGAGAAUCGAAAUUGAUGCUCCGCCGGCGGUUGUUCGAGCAAAGUUUCUCGAUUUUGAAAACCUACUAAACUACUCGCCCGAUGGAUUUAUCAAGUCCAUAGGCCCGAAGGUGGAGGGAGAGGCAUUGAUAGAAGGAACGAAGAUGCGAUGCGUGUUAAAGGGCGCGACGAUGGAGCCUGUUUGCUUAGAAAAUUCACCCUCUGCCUUUUCCUGGCGAGGCGCCCUCCCUCUCGGUCUCUUCACUGGUGACCACGGCUUCCGGUUUUCCCCAGGCGUCUCCGGUCCCGAGACCACAAUAUUUAUUCAUGAAGAGCAGUUCUCGGGGCUUUUGGCGUUCAUGAUUGGAGAUAAUUGGUUUGCGAGGUCAGUGGGUUUGAGGAGGAAGACGGAGGCGGGGUUUAAGGGGUUCAAUGUGGAUUUGAAGAGUGUUUGCGAGCAGUGGAAACAGGAGGGUGUUUAG